UGUUGGGGCAGUGAAGUAGAACGUUAAGCAAAUUUGUAUGGGCUGGGUCAAGAGCUGAGCCUCAAAGCUACACAUGCGCAGCAUAUAUAGCUAGUACUGCAGUUAAAAUAUAAUCCAGAAUUCAUGGAAUAUUUGGAUAAUUAGACAAACAUGGGUUAAAAUAUGACAUGAGGAACAUGACAUAUGAUGAAAAGUAGAGAAACACAUUAAACUGGGGUAUGUAUGUUUUGAAAGAGGGGUAGAUGGUUUAUUCCAUUAGUUUCUAUCAACAACUUUGCAACACAUGCAACCCCACCCCCCCACCCCCUAAUUCCUAUAAUUAGGUGUUUGUAACUGUAAAAAUUCUCCUUCCUUACAUAGUACCACAACAUUUAUUCCCCAAUCAAUUAUCAUUUACAACUCUCCUUGUAUUAAAUAUCCAUGGGCAAAGCCCUAGUUCCACCCCUUCCAAACUAAACAAAGCAAGAUCCCAAAACCUCAAAACCCUCCAAAUAUGGAGUCUAGUUCUAGAUUCGAUCCAUGCACCAACUCUGAAACCUCCGACACCUCCGAUCUCCUCGCCCUGGACCUCAACCUCUCCGGCCAGGACCACGGCCUCAUCAACCUCCUCGACAAAAGCUCCGCCGCCGACUCAUCGGAGCCGCGCGUCUUCUCAUGCAACUACUGCAACAGGAAAUUCUACAGCUCCCAAGCCCUCGGCGGCCACCAGAACGCCCACAAGCGCGAGCGCACCAUGGCCAAGAGGGCCGGCACCUCCGCCGCCUACACCCACCACGACGCCGCGGCGGUGCUCGGCUACCCGAGCAUGGCGUCGCUCCCUCUUUACGGCUCCAACAUGAACAGGUCUCUGGGGAUUCAGGUCCACUCCAUGAUACAUAAGCCCGGCUUUUCGGCGUAUAAUGGGCGGUCGGGCUGGGGGAGGAGGCCGCUCGACCAGCAGCCGGCGAUAGGGCGCCUGGCGGCGGAGGUCGGAUCGUCGUCGGGAGGCGGAGCAGCCAGGUUUGACGGCGGGAGGAGAUUCGCCACGGCGGUAGAGGGGAUUGGGGGAUUCAGAUGGGAUGGUGGCAAUCAAGAUGAGUUGAAAAAAUUGGACUUAUCUCUCAAAUUAUGAUAAAUUUGUUUUUUUUUUUAAAUAGAAAUCUGUUUGAAUUUCUUAUUGCUUAGAAUUUGUAAGAUUUUGAAUUCUUUUCCCUGAAUUUGUUUAGGAUGAAUAAAUAAAAAAAGUAUAUAUAUUAGACUAGCUUUUUCUUGUUUUUAUUAGUUUUUCCAUUUUCCGCAAUUUCCAGUGUACAUUUGGAAUUUAAUUAUAAUGAUGAGAAGUGGCUCAGCUCGAAGUAUUUUGUAAUUUUAUGUUAUAAGAAAUAUAUUCAUAUUACCGAUCA
Salvia miltiorrhiza (redroot sage) is the source of this 1382-nucleotide messenger RNA. RefSeq names its product zinc finger protein 1-like. Bases 494 to 1111 code for a protein of 205 amino acids. The transcript has a single exon. The record is from RefSeq and is a predicted model, not a curated record. NCBI's taxonomy places the organism in Eukaryota, Viridiplantae, Streptophyta, Magnoliopsida, Lamiales, Lamiaceae. Gene Ontology annotation, biological process: negative regulation of abscisic acid-activated signaling pathway.